AUGAACAGGGUCGCGUCGGACCGGUCCACAAGGAGGAAUGCGCUUGGUAGAAUUGCAAACACCCUGCCUCGCCAGAUCUACACCGCCGGAGAGCAAGAAUUUCUGAAAGAACUUGCAGAGAAGGAGUACACUCAACAGAGUACCGCCGAUUCGUUCCGUGGGGAUAUCCAGGUUUACGACGUGCUUCAUUCCACCUGCUUCCCCGUGGUGCUUUUGUCACUGGAGAACGUCAUCAUACCUUUCGAAGACAUUUCCGCGCGCGACAAGCUCGAGGACGACGCUGUCAGCAUGGCUCCUGGCGGGCGCGGCUCCGUGUAUACGGCAUCACGCAAACUGCUGGAACUCUCUAAGACGGAUAAGUUCUAUCUGUUCGUCCGAACGGAUGCUACGCGAGCGGACGGGGACAAAGAAAUAAGAUACAUUGGCGUGUACACUGCAAAAAACCCAGAGAUAAGGCUUAGCCAGGAGGGGUGGCAGAACCUGUCCGACAAGGAGAAGGAAAGUGUCGUCAAAUUCCACCUGGCUGAAGCUCAAACAGAGUCCCAGCAUUCUGCGGGUGUGGCCACCGAGACAUCUAUCCUAGAAGGGUAUCACCGAGGGUCGUUACAACUGUCUUUGUUCCUCUUUGAAGGCGACACUUUCAAUGGUUGGACUCUGGGCAAAAAUGAGUGGAAAUCCCUUAAGCGAAAGCAUCCUUUGAAUAAGUCUCCUGACAGUGGCUGCAAUCCAGUGGAAUGUUGUUUGAUGUGA
This is a messenger RNA of Sparassis crispa, 750 nucleotides long. RefSeq lists its product as hypothetical. The record is from RefSeq and is a predicted model, not a curated record. The coding region runs from base 1 to 750 and encodes 249 amino acids. NCBI's taxonomy places the organism in Eukaryota, Fungi, Basidiomycota, Agaricomycetes, Polyporales, Sparassidaceae. The transcript has 3 exons.